CCACCGAAAAACCCAAUAACAAAAUAGACAAAAAAGCAGACAAAAUGUCGACAUCGAAAUCAGAAACAGACAUAAUCCUCAAUAAGGCAAAUGUAGCGCUAGCUCGAAGCCAGCGUCUCGUUGCCUCAUGGCUACCUGCACCGACGACAGACGACCAAGCGAACAGCAAGAAAACCGAAGAGGAAUUACAACGAGAAGAGGAUGAGAUUUUCACGGCGGUUCCGGAGACAUUAGGAGUCGGUGCACCACUCCCUACUAAAGCCGUGGAUGGAAGUUGGAAUCGGACUGAAUUGGAUUCGAAUGACAAAUUACGGAAACAGCUCCUGGGGAGGAAUUACCAGAAGGUGAUGGCUGCGAAGAAGGCCUCGACUGCGAAGGGAGGCAGUAACGAUGCUGCUGCUGCGUCAACAAAUCCCACUAAGAAUGGGGUGGCGAAAACGGAAGAAGAGGAUGAUGAUGAUGACGAGGAAGAGGGACGGACGGCGGCGAUAGGGAAGAAGAAAGCUAUGUCAGCGAAAAAGCGCAAGGCGCCUGAACCGCAAGCUCAGACGGAUAUCGAGGCGGUUGGAGGUGAAUCCGGAGAAUCAAAGCAGACGAGUGAUGUCGGUGAUGGCACUGAAGACAAAGCCGAUCAGUUGGACAAGCAACCGGGAGCUUCAUCACGGCCCGCUAGGGGGAGAAAGAAGGGAACGAGCUUCUUGGAUGAGAUCUUGGCUGAGCGGUCGAAGAAGAGAAAGAAGAGGUAAACAAGGAUAUUUGUGACACCCUCUCACCUCACCUUAACGGAGCCCAGUCUACGAUAUAAUCAGAUGUAUAACCUCAAGGAAAUG
This is a messenger RNA of Aspergillus neoniger CBS 115656, 830 nucleotides long. RefSeq names its product DUF3245 domain-containing protein. NCBI's taxonomy places the organism in Eukaryota, Fungi, Ascomycota, Eurotiomycetes, Eurotiales, Aspergillaceae. The record is from RefSeq and is a predicted model, not a curated record. The transcript is spliced from 2 exons. Bases 45 to 746 code for a protein of 233 amino acids.